Messenger RNA from Raphanus sativus (radish), 1524 nucleotides. Its product is annotated as probable pectate lyase 15. The record is from RefSeq and is a predicted model, not a curated record. Gene Ontology annotation, molecular function: pectate lyase activity. Lineage: Eukaryota; Viridiplantae; Streptophyta; Magnoliopsida; Brassicales; Brassicaceae.
UGGUCAUUCUUGAUUCAAUGUAUAGUGCGUGCGUGCGAAUGUGAUAAUAUGAUUAGAUAGUGGGAAAGGUGAGUUGCUAAUUAUUGAAAUUUACAGGAACGAACAGAAUAUCACCGAAAGGAGGAAGCUUAGUUUCUUCUCCUGUGGGAAUGGCAAUCUCAUAGACGACUGUUGGCGUUGUGACCCUAACUGGCACAAGAACCGUAAACGCCUCGCCGAUUGUGGCAUGGGUUUUGGGAGCAACGCCACCGGUGGUCGUGACGGGCGUUUCUACGUCGUCACUGAUCCAACCGACGAGGACAUGGAGUAUCCCAAGCCAGGUACUCUACGCCACGCAGUUAUCCAAGUUGAGCCACUGUGGAUUAUCUUCAAAAGAGAUAUGGUGAUAACGUUGAAACAAGAGCUGAUUAUGAACAGUUACAAGACCAUUGAUGCUCGUGGUGCUAACGUUCACAUAGCCAAUGGUGCUUGCAUCACCAUUCAGGGUAUAACCCACGUCAUCGUUCAUGGUCUGCACAUUCAUGAUUGUAUAAGAACUGGGAAUGCAAUGGUCAGAAGCUCGCCUUCUCACUAUGGAAUGAGGAAUAUGUCUGAUGGUGAUGCUGUUUCUAUAUAUGCGUCAAGUCAUAUCUGGAUUGACCACAACUCUCUCUCUAAGUGUGCUGAUGGUCUUGUGGAUGUUGUCAUAGGUUCUACUGCAGUCACAAUUUCCAAUAACCAUCUCACACACCACAAUGAGGUCAUGUUGCUAGGAAACAAUGAUUUGUACACACAAGACAAGAUCAUGAAAGUAACUAUUGCGUAUAACCAUUUUGGAGAGGGACUUAGACAGAGAAUGCCAAGAUGUAGGCAUGGAUACUUCCAUGUGGUGAACAACGAUUACACGCAUUGGGAAAUGUACGCUACUGGAGGAAGCGCAAACCCAACUAUAAACAGUCAAGGCAAUAGAUAUGCUGCUCCCAAGAACCGCUUUGCAAAGGAGGUUACGAAGAGGGUGAGGGCCGAGAAAAGUGAGUGGAAGAAGUGGAACUGGAGAUCAGAAGGAGACAUGCUAGUGAAUGGAGCGUUUUUCAGACAAUCAGGGGGAGUAGCAUCAGCUAGCUAUGAAAGUGCCUCGAGCUUAGCAGCUAAACCAGCUUCUAUGGUCGACUUAAUCACUUCUACUGCAGGUGCACUUGGUUGCCGCAGAGGCAAACCUUGCUACUAAUACUGAUCUCCUUCUCUCCUAACAAAACCUAACCCCUUUCACACGUACUUUCAAAGGGUGAAAAAACUUUUUUUCCCUUUUAUAUUUUUCCAUGGCAGAGAAUUUGGUUAACCUCGUCUUGCUUCUCCUUCACAAAAGAGGCGCAAGGACAAGAAGCGUUGAUCAAUUCUCUUCGGAUUUAGUUAAUAGUUGUAGUAAAUAAGAAUACAUUUGCUAGCUAAAUGCUUAUGUUAUGCACAUCUAAAAACAUAGUAGUUGAUUGGAUCCAUGUCUUAUACAUUCACAAUGUAGCUACUAUGUGUUUGCAACUUGAUUGA